Laccaria bicolor S238N-H82 is the source of this 504-nucleotide messenger RNA. RefSeq lists its product as uncharacterized. Lineage: Eukaryota; Fungi; Basidiomycota; Agaricomycetes; Agaricales; Hydnangiaceae. Gene Ontology annotation, molecular function: RNA binding. The coding region runs from base 1 to 504 and encodes 167 amino acids. The record is from RefSeq and is a predicted model, not a curated record. The transcript has 4 exons.
AUGGAGCAAGGCACCAAGUCAAAGAAAACCGUAUUUGUAGGAGGUAUCAGCGAUGAUAUCGAUGAAACUGCAAUUUACCAAAGUUUCUCGACCUUUGGUGAGCUGCUUGGUCCACACCGCUGCCCACACUUACCCCGUCUUCGAAUUACAGGAGAGAUCGUGCAAGUCCAGCUUCCCUCUGCAGUCACAAAUCAAUCACAACAAUCUCAGGCUAAACAUCGGGGAUUCGCGUUUGUCACCUACGGCUCGUCCUCAGAUGCCCAAGAUGCAAUCGACAACAUGGACAUGAACGAGUUGCAUGGACGGGUCAUAAAAGUAAACCUGGCAAGGCCAAUGAAAGGCCAGCUAGAAGCAUCUAGCAACAGAGCUAUUUGGGAGUCGGAAGAAUGGUUACAGCAGCACGUUAAGCCUUUGGCUCAAAGCGGAGGCGUUCAAGGUCGUAACGCACAACAAGGUGAACAAGAAGACACCCAAAAUAAGAGUGACGAAGACAUGGAAGAAUAA